Scylla paramamosain (green mud crab) is the source of this 8713-nucleotide messenger RNA. RefSeq names its product TOG array regulator of axonemal microtubules protein 1-like. NCBI's taxonomy places the organism in Eukaryota, Metazoa, Arthropoda, Malacostraca, Decapoda, Portunidae. Gene Ontology annotation, biological process: microtubule cytoskeleton organization. Gene Ontology annotation, cellular component: cytoplasmic microtubule; cilium. The record is from RefSeq and is a predicted model, not a curated record. The transcript is spliced from 23 exons. Gene Ontology annotation, molecular function: microtubule binding. The coding region runs from base 669 to 5129 and encodes 1486 amino acids.
GGGUAGAGGGGCGGCACAGUACAGCAAUGAGAGAGCGUGGCUAAGCUGGCGAUCGCCCUAACGCAGGCGACGUAAGGAAAGGUGGAACGGAGCGGAGAGGGGAGAGGGAGGGGGAUGAUCGAUGAUGGCUAGAGGUGGCUUAGAGGAGGAGGAGGUAGAGGUAGUGGUGGUGGUGGUGGUGGUGGAGUCCGGCGGCGUGCGUGUGGUGCCCUCAGUCAGUGCUCAGCCCACACUGCUGCUGCCGCUCCUGCUGUUACUGCUUCGCUCCGUCGAACUUCUCUCCUCGUGCUACUGGUAAAAAAGAACGAGAGAGGGAGAGGGGGCAGAAAAGUGACAACAAAACCGAGUGAUAGAAAACGAAGUGACUGUUUAAUAUACGACUUUUGUGGCUGCGCUUGAAAAGAUUAUAAUUGCGAGUCAGUGUUAGUGAGUCCGCGGCGUGGUGAUAACGUGUGGUGCUGCGGUGUUAAGGUGGUGUGGUGGUGUGGUGCGUGUGUGUGCAUGUGUGUUGUAGUGAUCAUCCCUUCCCGUGGACACCCGCCGCCACGGUCACGAAGGAUGCCCGUGUGAAGGGGGAGGAGCAUGGCGCAGGAGCUGGGGGCGGAGGGGGACGCCUCAGGAGAAGACUCUGACUGGCCCCGCAGCGGCGCCAGCCUGUGAUCCUCGCCAUGGCCACCUUCGAGAACUUCCCCACGCCCAACGACACGUACGAGGUGCUGCUGCCCCUCGCCUGCACGCCGCCGCCCCAGCCUGCCCAUGAAAGCCCCUGCGCCCCCGCCUCGCCCACCAUGGGGUGCCCGGCGUCCCUGCCCGUGCCCGCCUCGCCGCCCCGCUCGGUGAAUUCCCGCCCCAGCUACUCCGACUACUUGGCGUCCUUCCGCGCCGCGUCCCGAUGCGCCGACGCCCCCAUCAUUCUGGAACCACCCUCCGUCAGGCCCACCUCCGCAUCCCCCGACUACUCCUGUCUUCCAAAGGACAAAAUUCACUUUAUCCUGUCCCUGAAGGAGGCCCUGAAGCGGCACGGCACCGUUCCCGACUCGUUCAACAAACUGGGCUUCUUCGAAGAGGUGCACAAGCUGCUGGCGGACGAGGUGUGGCAGAUCCGCAACGAGGCCACGCUGCUCAUCCUGGACCUGCUGCCCUACCUCGGCCCCGACCUGGACGCCUGCAUGGCCAUCGUGCUGCCCCACCUCGUGCCCAACCUGGGGGACUCACGCCAACUGCUGCGCCGCUCCUCCCUGCGCCUGCUGAAGGCCUACGCCGCCAUCAGCAGGGACCCUGAGGGCCUAGUGGACGACAUCAUUACUUACGGCGUGAGUCACCGCAGCCGGCGGAUGGUUGCCCAGGUGAUGGUGAGCCUGGAGCACCUGCUGCGGGAGGAGAUACUGCGCGGCGUGGACUUGGCGCCCCUCGCCCGCGCCCUGCUGGCCAAGCUGCACGACGCCGAGCUGCAGCCCGCCGCCCUGCUGCCUCUGCUGGCCCUGCGCGGCUUGGUGGGCGACACCACCUUCACCACCUACCUGAGUCACCUGAGUGCUGACUCCCGCGAGAAGCUGGACCGCCUGGUGGUGGAGGGGGAGCCGCCCCCCGACGACGACAUGGACGUGGUGGUGGUUAGCCGUUCUUUCCCCAGGCGCUCCACUCCCCGCCCCGUGGCGCUCCCCGACAAGGAAUACGGGGUGGUGGACGCCGCCACCAUGAACAAGAUACGACACUCGGAGGACUGGAAGACGCGUGCCGAUGGGUGCGAGGAGCUGCGCGGCGUGGUGAAGGGCUUAGAGGACCCCGCCCCCCUGCUGCCUCACCUGCCUCACUUCCUGCAGCUCCUCGACUCCCUCUUCGACGACAACAACUUCCGUAUCUCCCUCACCGUGCUGGACAUCUUCAGGCUGCUCCUCGAUCUGCUGGACAAAGCCACGCUGCUCGACCACCUCCGCCAGUUGGUGCAUGCCGUCAGGAAGCACGUGGGGGACUCCAAGGUGGUGGUGCGGAUAGAGAACAUGCGUGUCUUCCGGCGGCUGCUGCAGGCCGCCUCCCCCGCUGCAGUAGUGCCCAUACUCUGCGACGCCCUCAGCUCCCACCGCUCCUCACGCGUCAGAGAGGACUCACUCAACCUCAUCAUCUACGCCCUCAUGACCUUCCCCAGCUAUGAGUUUGACCUGAGGCGGCUGGCGGAGCGGGUGAGCGUCAGUAUUGCGGACCCCAAGCGGCGGGUGCGGCACGCGGCGUUGGAGUGUCUGGCGGCCAUAGCGCAGUUCCUCGGCCCCGCCAAGCUCGGCCCCCUCAUGGCGGCCGUGGACAGGGUGGAGGAGGAGGAGGAGGCCCCCGGCGCCCUGGAGGCCGUGCAGGCUCGGCUGGCACGGCGACAGCUGCCCAAGGUGUCCCCUGACGGCCUAAUAGAGUUCUCCCUGGUGGUGCCCGCGCCCGGCAGACACUCCAGCCUCGCGCGGGUCAAGGGCGCUGACGUGGACUGGGUGAUGGCGGGGGCGGGAGGAGGGGCGUCGGGGUCUCAGGGUGUGGGGUGGCCCUCCUCCCUCUCCGCCUCCUUCACCGCCUCAGACUCUUACGUCAACACGCUCGCCUUCACCCACCCGCAGUCCUCGCCCACCCAGCGGCCCAGACACGUGCGGCUCGAGGAAUCGCUCCACAGAAAACGGUCCAUAUCAGACGUGACACUCGACAAGACGGAGGAUCGAGGCCUUGCUCUCUGGACCACUGACACCAUUGAUCUCAACAGAACGGCGCCCUCUGACCUCGCUCCCGUGGCCGCAGCAGGAGGCUACCGCGGCGUGUACCUCGGCAGGCUGCGUCAAGAAACCGCCGUGCCGUCCUCCUCCUCCACUCCCUAUUCCCGAGGCAGCAAUGUGGUUGAGAAAGGCUACUCGCUGCUGCCCAACAAGUACGGCGCGGGAGGAGGGGGCGGUGCCGUGGGUUUGGGCAGCGCGAGGGGUGGGGAAAGGCCCGCCAGCCGCUCCCCAUCCAUGCCUCGCAGGAUCAACGCCCUCGCGCCACUCGACCAAGCAGGAGAAGGGUUGAUGGUAAGCCGUGCACCUUCCACGCGCAGCAUCAUUCCACCACUCUCCGCCGUGUCGCGCCGCUCCCACGUCCACGACUUGCGCCACCACCCCAACCACCCUGACGACUUCGACGAGGAGGACGACGAUGUCAAGUCAGACUUCUACGAUGACGACGAAGGGGAGGAUGCGGCGAGUGAGGAGGAGGUGGAGGAGGAGGAGCAUGUGGAGAGAGAUAACAUGUUAUUGGAAAGUCAAAUCUCGCGCCCCAAGAGUUCUGCCACCACGCGGGACAGCGGCAUCUCCGUUUUCUCUUCUAGCAAUGACGGCGAGACGCACACAGAAAACGGAAAGGGAGUAGCCGCAUACGGAAAGGAGAGGAGCAGGAGUAGAUACAGCAAGGAAACCGCCUCGCCCUCGCCUCACCCUUCCUCCCCCGCCUACAGUCUCUCCUCCGGCGAUGAGCACGGGAGGUCGUCUUUUGAUGGCGCGCAGGUUGGCAGGAGGAGGAAAGGAGCAGAUGCCACCUCGCCCUCCCGCCACUCCCUACCCAAUGACGCCCUUCUGUCCAGCGGCCUUGGCGUGGUCGGCAAGGGUGUUGGUGGUGGUGGUGGCCGCUCCCGCACUACUCAACCCAAUGAUAAGGAUUUCCGAAACUUUGAUUACGAGAGUGACUUUGAGACGGAUGAGGAGCAGGACAUCAAGCUGGCCAACACCACCCUCACCAAGAUGAAGCUACUCAGGAAAAAGCAGGAGAACAUGAGGGAAAUUGACCGUCGCCGCCAGGACCGGGAGACGCGGCGUGCUCAGGAGGAGAGAGUCAAGAAGUACCGGCAGCUGGAAAUGCAGCACAGCCAGAACUCCUUGCAACCUUCCAGUGCUGACAGCGGGGACUCCAAGCUGGCCGUCCAUCCCAACCUGAGUUACCGGGGUCGAGAUGCUAGUGCUCGCCGCACCUACCGCCGCAGCCCCCGCCACAGCCCCACGCCAAGCCCCACACCCCUUGCCAGGAUACCCAAGAGCAAGAGCCACAAUGCAAACCUCAGCAAGAGUCUUGGGAAGGCUAGUGAGAAGCGACAUCGCUCGCUGGAAAGGAAUAUCAACACUCAGGUCAAUGGUGUCCAUCCUCGGGAAACCUUCAGCAGAACACCACAGCUGGUGAAGCGAGGGCACCCCCCUGUAAGUUUUGGUGGUGGUGGUGGUGGUGGUGGACAGUUAAGCAACAGUCUGGGCAACAACAGGCGAUAUGCCAAGCGGCCACCAGACAGGACCCCAGACUAUCCUACCACCCCAAUGGAGACAGCAGGGUUGAGGAUAGCAAAGCCAGCCUCCUCAUGCUUCAAGCAGAAUCUUGAACCUUUUGCUAGCCCACCCGAUGCCCUCAGGAUCGCCAAUGAGCGCCUCAACUCCAAUGACUGGGAGGGUCAGGUAGAGGGGAUUGAGAUGCUGGUGCGGUUGGUUCACCACCACCCAAACACUGUGCUGGGCAACCUCCGCAACAUCAACAUGUCCCUCAUGAAGCAAGCCAAGAACCUCCGUUCCCAGGUGUCCCGCGCUGCCAUCCAGGCCUUCACCUGCUUCUUUGAUACUCUAAGACGUAACAUGGAGGGUGAUGCAGAAAAAAUAGCAGCCAUCCUGCUGAACCGGACAGUUGACACCAACAAGUUCCUUCAGCUGGACAGUAACCAUGCCCUGGAUGCCAUGCUGGAGAACAUAACUCCCUCCAGGGCCAUUCCUGCCAUCCUUCAAGAGGGGCUUGGUCACAGGAAUCCUGCUGUGAGGACCAACGUGGCGCGGCUGCUGGCCUAUGAGGUGGAGAGACUCGGGCCCAGCCGGGUGUUGUCUGGCCAGAAGGACAUCACAGACCGAGUGCUGCCGGCUGCCGCCAAGCUGGCCCAGGAGGGUAGUCUGGAAACAAGACAAUAUGCCAAGCAGAUAUUCCAUCCUUUGAUUCAGCAAGGUCAGUUUGAUGCCAUCCUCAAGAAAUACGUGCCAGCCAAUGACAUCAGGAAUCUACAGAAGCUCCUUGAUAACUUGUCCAAUGAGGGCCGCACUGUCCACGACUCAGCGCGCACCAAGUUUGCCACUGGCUCCCGCUACACCAGAACAAUGUGAGGCCACCAGACCAAUCCCUUCACAUAUCAUGUGGUGUCCAUGAUGCAUUUUGUAUCUUUAAACCCAACCACAAUUUUCUGCAUCUCAUUUAUUUUUUGAAAUCUCAAAUGUAAUCAUGUUUUGUACAGAAGAAAUGAAGAGGGAGAAGCUGAUGUGGUAUAAACAUUUUCACAGCUUGUCGUGGUGGUGGGAUGGGAUAUGUAAGGUGUCUGGAAGGUGAGGUGCUCAACAUGUACAGUUGAACAUUCUUUAUGUGGAAUUCAGAAACCCUUUAAUCUCUGAAGUCAGCCUUGUUUUUGAAUGCUGACAAAAGCUAGAAUUUAUUCACAUUUCUUCUAAUAUAACACAAAUUCAGUAUAGUAAUAUUUUUUUUGGAGAUACUACUUUGAUUGUCCUUUUCUUUUGUUAAGAGAAUUGUUUUACUUAGAUGUCCUUUUCUUUUUUUAAGAGGGAUAUUUAUUUUGCCAGAUUUCGUGUUCUUUUAAGAAUGUUAUCAUUAUCAGUUUUUUAGGUGUAAUGUUUUAGUUAAAUAUCCCUUUUAUUUAUUUAUUUUAUUUAUUUGUUUUAGGAGAAUUUAUUUUGAUUGCAUAAACAUCCUUUAAUUUUUUGAUGGGGGAACAUUUUCAAAAGCAUCCCUUUUCAUGAGUAGAAGGUUCUCUUCUUUUGUUGAGCACCAAUACUGAAGGGCACAUGUUGUCUUGGUGAACCCAGUGUGUCUGUGGUAGUGUGGGUCACCUUUGCCUUACAGAGGGCCACCACCCUCAGCAGGUCACACAUCCCUUCGCUCUGAGCAUUCCCUGGGGUGCAUUGGGGCCCUCUCAGUUAUUCCUGUUCCUGCCAGUAGAUCCAGUCAUUAUAUGCAGAGUUGUUGUAACUUAUUUAUAUGUAGAUGUAGAUUUGUUAUUUUUAAUUUGAAAGCUAUUUAUUUACUUUGAUGCAGCAUUGAAUAACAAAUUGUGUUUCAAUUGGUACUUAUUAAUGAAAGAAAUUAUUCACUCAAGUAUUAUUUUCAGUUAGAGUAAUUUAUAAAAGUUUAUGAUGCGAGAAGUAAUUAGCAUUUUCGCUCUUCUUCUAUCUUCAGUUUUUUCUCACUUUCAUGUGGAGUUACUAAAGUUCAUUAAUCUCUUCCACCCAUUUCUAUUAAAGACAUCAUUCUCUUGUAAGCACUUCAUCCAUAAAUCUUCAUUUGGUUGAUUCAUGAUAAUGGCUGGCCUAGAAAGUAAGUGAUUCAUAGAGGGACAUAAAGGCUUAUUUCUCCUAUUGAUUAAGAAACCUACUGAAUCUGUGAUGCAUAAAUCUAAGUGGACAUGAAGAGCACUGCAGGGCUGGGGCAGGGUGGUGUAGGCUGGGUGUGCUCCUCAUGGUUCAGGUUUCUGUUGUCUGGCAGCCAGGAAGAGCAGCUCAAUUAAGAUUUUGUGGGAACAUUCUCUGCCGUCCAAAGCUUAUGAGACUCACACUUGUCUGUCCAUUAUCAUUCAGGUUUUCUUUCUUGUAGAUAAAAUUGUUUUCUCUUUACUUGUAAAUAGAGCAGAUAUGACUUUAAUGUUAGAUUGGGACUUUGGAGCCUUUCUCAAAGAUUGCAUUGGUCUCACUACUGAAUGGGAAAACUGACUGUUUGGUCCAGAGAAGGUCCUGCAUUUUAUGUAAAUAGGUAUGAUACCAGAUAUUAUAUCAGAAAUUUAAUGCAGAGACCUGUUUCAUUUAAUUUUAGUAAAUGGCAUGCUGGUGCUAUAUAUAUUUGUAUAUGCUGUUAUACAUUUCAUAUAUUUAUCUAGUCUACGUAUUUGUGCCUCAGGUUUGCACAAAUGGCUAAGUGUCACCAUUCUCUAUCACAAGUCAUCCUCUCAUGAUGACAUGCAUACAUUUGGCUCGGUUUUGUCAAGUCUUCCUGUGGAUCAGCAAGAUCUUGUUUUUCUCGUUCUUUUUAGUGAAGCAAUCUCUUACAUUCCUGUUUGUCAACCAGGAACUCUUAAGAGGCACACAUAAUAUGUUUUUUUUUUUUCAAUUCAAUAAGCAGAAACCCUUUAAAUGAACAAUGCCACUCCUUACUAAAUUAUUUGUACUUACCAUGGCUGUCUUGAGAGGAGCAAAGCAUCUCAGUGUGCAGUGCUACACUUUGAAGAGUUAUGGAAAUCAAAAUGUAGUUCUAGCACACUUGUGCCAUUGGCAGAGGCAGAGCUGGGUGGUGAACAUGCAGACACACAUUCAUCUUUCUCUACAUGGGGCUAAUACUCCCAGCAAGGAGAGAUGGCUGAGGCAAAGCAAGGCAUCCCACAGGCACUCACUCACUCCCAUAAUCACAUCACAUGCAUUCCCUUAAAAUAAUACCACAUCCUGACCUCAUCAUACAUAUAUACAUACUUAUACUGAAAUACCUGGAAAGAAUCACAACUGGAUUGUAAUGGGAGAUAUAAAGUUGCAAUAAAUAUAAGGUAAAAUUCUUGGGUGUCAGCAGGUAAAUUAGGUUGUGACAUGAACUCCUGCUGAUAAUGGCAGUCAAAAGAAGGAAACUGUUGGUCUCUUCAUUACAUGACAAAUGCUUCAGCAUGAGAUAAGCUUUUGUCUGCCAAUAACAGUAUGAUACUUGUUACCUACUUCAGUUAAAAUUAAAGGUUUGUCAUGACAUUUCUUCAUUUGGUGUCAGUGGUGUCUUUCAAAAUUAUACUUCAAUCUUGCACUGCAAUAUUUCAUUAAGCUUGAGGAGAAGCCAGAGCAGUCAAAGGGUCGAGAGUUGUGGCUUCUGUUGGGAUUCACAAACUACUUUUGUUUAUUUAUUUAAUUAAUUAAUUAAUUAAUUAAUUUGUUUUUUACUGAUUUUAAUUUUCAUUUAUCAGAUAUCAAAUCAUAAUCUUGUAGAGACUCAGCAUUGUGCUAAUUUCAUUCCCUUUCAUUCCAACACCCAACAUUUUUUUGCUGUAGGGAAUGAAAACCCAAGUCACCCAUACUACAUGCAGAGAUGCCAGUGCCUCAUAAUCACUCAUUCCAUUGGUAUGCUUGACAGCCCCAUUAGGUCAUGAAGAGUCUCCACUUGCAUCAGCAGAAACAUUUACAAUUCAUGCUUAGGUUCUCAUGCAGUAGACAGGUAGUAAUGACAUCAAGGUAAAUUAUUACUUCCUCGCCAAAGACUUUGCUAUUUCACAGAGCAGGUUUUUAAUUUUGCCUGUAGUCAGUAGGUAUACAAUAGAAUUUAUGGUUGUAAAUAUUGUAAUAUCUUCUGUUUCAUAGAUAUCUGUAGGCAUAAACAGUGAUACAGGUACAAUCAUGGUCAGAUACAGAGUAACCAUCUCCACUCACUUCCACUGUGUGUAGCCUUUCCCUGUAGUGUUACAUCCUCUUAUUUGCCUGGGAUCUGUCACACCUCAAGUUUUGUCAGAUCAUUAGCAGAUCAGGGGAACCAAAAAUUAGGAGGAAAACUUUAAACACAACAGAAAUCAAUGCAGAAUGUUACUCUUCCAUUGACUGUGACUGUACUGCUAUACUUUGUCUGACCCCGUCCAAGUUCUCCGUCCGAGAUGCUGGAAGUCAUCUGUUUAGGACUGUAAAAGUUGAAUGUAAAAAAAAGAAAAAUAAAGCGUCAUUGUGUG